Messenger RNA from Closterium sp. Naga37s-1, 684 nucleotides. Lineage: Eukaryota; Viridiplantae; Streptophyta; Zygnematophyceae; Desmidiales; Closteriaceae. The record is from the annotation of a GenBank genome assembly.
AUGGCUGAGGUGCGAACGACGGGUUGCGAUAAAUCCCGUCAUUCCCCCUUCUGCUCCCCAUCAAUUCCCGCUCUGCUUUUCCAUCAAUUUCCCCUCUGCUCUCUAUUUCCCCCCCUGCUUCCCCCCAUCCCCUUCCCUGCUUCCCCCCAUCCCCUUCCCUGCUUCCCCCCAUCCCCUUCCCUGCUUCCCCCCAUCCCCUUCCCUGCUCCCCCCCAUCCCCUUCCCUGCUUCCCCCCAUCCCCUUUCCUGCUUCCCCCCAUCCCCUUUCCUUCUUCCCCCCAUCCCCUUUCCUGCUUCCCCCCAUCCCCUUUCCUGCUUCCCCCCAUCCCCUCAGCCCUCCUUCCCCCCACCCUCUGCCCUGUUCCACCCUGCCCUCCCCAUCCCUGCCUUUCCCUCCCUGCCCUGCGCUUCCCUUCCCCAUCCCUUCUCAACCCUUCCCUUCCUUUUCAUGCCCUCCCCUUCCCCUUCACACCUCACCCGCCCACUACUGUAGUUCCCAUGCAUGUGCACCCAUCACUGUCUCCCCACAUGCUUUCAUCAUGUGCGCUUGCUUGUGUUCCCUUGCAGUUGUUCCUUUGGCACCUCACACCACCUCCCCCAUGUUCCUUCACACAAUUAUUCCUGCCUACUCCACUCCCUGUAUUUUCAGUGGUGAAGCAGAGGAGCAAGCUGAGGCGCAGCUAA